Corythoichthys intestinalis (scribbled pipefish) is the source of this 2789-nucleotide messenger RNA. Its product is annotated as copine-3-like. NCBI's taxonomy places the organism in Eukaryota, Metazoa, Chordata, Actinopteri, Syngnathiformes, Syngnathidae. Bases 202 to 1836 code for a protein of 544 amino acids. Gene Ontology annotation, biological process: cellular response to calcium ion; ERBB2 signaling pathway. Gene Ontology annotation, cellular component: plasma membrane. The record is from RefSeq and is a predicted model, not a curated record. The transcript is spliced from 16 exons. Gene Ontology annotation, molecular function: calcium-dependent phospholipid binding; receptor tyrosine kinase binding.
GACAUUUACUGUAAGGGUCCGCAGUCCCACCCACCCACUGGUUGUGACUGCAUUCUCUGCUCUGGUCAGAUACACCCGAACAUAUGUUAUUUUCUCGACGGCUGCGGGCUUGAAGAAGAUGACAUUUUAGGAACUACCACAAGUAAAUUUACCUACUGUGCAUCGCCCACCAUAGGUUUUCUGCAUUUCUGAGUUGCUGCCAUGGCUUCCGGUGGAGUCCCGACUGGGGCUUCCGGUGGAGUCCCGACGGGGACUUCCUAUUGGCCCAGCAGGGUGGAACUGACAAUCUCCUGUGAAAACCUCAUGGACAUGGACGUCUUCUCCAAGUCUGACCCUCUGUGCGCCUUGUACAUCAACACCUCUGGCUCACAGUGGCACGAGUUGGGACGCACAGAGAUGAUCCUUAACUGCUUGAAUCCAAAAUUUGCAAAGAAGUUUGUCAUCGACUAUUAUUUCGAGACUCUGCAGAGGGUCAAAUUUUGCGUGUAUGAUAUCGACAACGACACUUAUGACCUAGGAGAUGAUGAUUUUCUCGGGGAACUCGAAUGCACUCUUGGUCAGAUUGUUUCAAACAAGCAGAUGACUCGAUCUUUAAUGUUGAAGAAUGGGAGGCCAGCAGGCAACGGUACUAUCACAAUCUCUGCUGAAGAAAUAUCGGACACUAGGGUAGCAAAUUUUGAGGUGUGUGCCCGCAGACUGGAUAAAAAGUUUCUGUGGUGGUCCGACCCAUUUCUGGAAUUCUACAAGCAGACGGAUACCGGAUGGCAGUUGGCUCACAGGACGGAGGUCAUAUACGACAACCUCAAUCCUACUUGGCGGCCUUUCCGCAUCUCCCUGCGAUCUCUCUGUGGAGGAAAUGUUGAGAAAACUAUAAAGGUUGACUGCUAUGACUAUCAUGUCAGCGGUUCCCACCGUCUCAUUGGAAGUUUUAAAACCACCCUCUCUGAGAUGCAAACUGCAACACACGUCUCCCCUGUCGAGUUUCAGUGCAUCAACCCAAAGAAGCUAAAGAAGAAAGACUAUAAAAACUCUGGGGUCAUAUACGUUAAGAGCUGUAAGGUGGAGAAAGAGUACACUUUCCUGGAUUACAUCAUGGGGGGUUGCCAACUUAACUUCACUAUUGCCAUUGACUUCACUGGUUCAAACGGUGAUCCCAAUUUACCCAAUUCCCUCCACUACAUCAACCCUGAGGGCUUUAAUGAGUACCUAUCAGCAAUCUGGGCAGUGGGAAAUGUCAUCCAGGACUAUGACAGUACCAAAAAGUUUCCUGUUUUGGGGUUUGGAGCCCAGAUUCCUCCAACUUGGCAGGUUUCCCAUGAGUUCCCUGUCAAUUUCAACUCAUCAAGUCCGUUCUGUGAUGGCAUUGAAGGUGUGGUGCGUGCAUAUCAGCUGUGUCUGCCUCAGUUAAAACUAUGGGGACCGACCAACUUCUCCCCAGUUAUUAACCGUGUAGCAUCCAUCGCCAGACAAGGUCUCUACCAGAAUAAAGCUGCACAAUACUUUGUGCUGCUCAUCAUCACAGAUGGCGUAAUCACAGACAUGGACUUGACACGAACGGCAAUCGUAGAGGCCUCUCGCCUGCCUAUGUCCAUCAUCAUCGUGGGUGUCGGUGCGGCAGACUUCAGCGGAAUGGAAUUCCUUGACAGUGAUGACAAAGCGCUGCUGUCACCCACUGGUGAAGCCGCUGCGCGUGAUAUAGUCCAGUUUGUGCCUUUUAGAAGUUUCCAUGGAAACAGUGUGGCGCUGACACAAAGUGUCCUGGCAGAGCUGCCCGAACAAGUGUCGUCCUUUUUCAAUUCAUACAAGUUAAAACCUCCCAAUGCGUACAGCGUGUAGAGAUGUAUAUGAGAGUGGUAGCUUAAAAGGAACUUUUAAAUGCCUUAUAUUAUUAUAUAUUAUUUAUCUGCAUCUUAAUUAAUCUUUUCCAUGUGACUCAUUGGCUGCCAUUGAUGGCACUAGACGUCCAUUGGAUUUGACUGGGAGAGCAUAGGCGGAGUUUGACUUUUGUGGCGGGGGGGACAAAACAUGUUGAUGACGAAAUGCAGUGUCAGCAACAAAAUUAACUUACAAGAUAUAUUCUUGGAUAGUAGCUUAGCCCCCGCUCGUAUAUACUGGCAUCCCAGUGUGUGCGUGUGUGUGUGAGCUCGCGCUUUUUUCUGUCUUACCUUGUGGAGAAGUAGACACCACAUCCUUUUUGACUGAAUAUUCCAGCCAGAAUCUGUCCUCAGGUGGUUUUGGCUCAGCAGACCAAUGGCUGUCUCUAAGGUGCUAGUCACAUGAUGUGUUCGAAAAAUAAUUUUGACCCAUUAUAUAUAUAUAUUUUUGUUCAUUUCAUUCAUUAUUGUUCUUUAUUGCUUUACAACUUUUGUAGACAACAUUUUACCGGCAUGUCUUGACUUUCAUAUACUGUAUCGGACAGUAAAUUACAUGCAAUUACAUUUUCGGCCACCGGGGCAGGCUAUGCCCCACGGGCCCCCCCUUGAGCUCCGCGUAUGUCGGAGAGGCUGGCAGCGAAUAAUCGCUCAGUCAAAAUGGAUAGGACGUCCAGCGCCGUCAAUGGUACGGAAACAUUCACAGCCAGGACUCCCAGUUUAAAUAAGCUGGGACAUCUUUCGUUGUCAAUGAGUUAAUCAACUGUCACACAAUGUUUCGUUUUUGUGUAAAACGUGUUUGUAUUUGUCACUUUCACAAUCACAUUAUCCUUUCAUAUUAAAUAAAAAGUUAGCAUUCACCUGUGUCUGUUUUAUAUUAAAAUAGUGGAGUCCACAGCCAGAGCUGGGUAGCAACGC